Messenger RNA from Penicillium soppii, 963 nucleotides. Its product is annotated as aromatic ring-hydroxylating oxygenase subunit alpha. The coding region runs from base 1 to 963 and encodes 320 amino acids. The transcript is spliced from 5 exons. Gene Ontology annotation, molecular function: iron ion binding; 2 iron, 2 sulfur cluster binding. The record is from RefSeq and is a predicted model, not a curated record. NCBI's taxonomy places the organism in Eukaryota, Fungi, Ascomycota, Eurotiomycetes, Eurotiales, Aspergillaceae.
AUGUCUGAGCUGCCUCGCACCUUGCCUGCCUCCUGGUACUGCAGCGAGCCCCUAUAUCAGAUGGAGCGACGGGCGGUCUUUUUCAAAUCCUGGUAUUUGCUCGGUCCGGUGACCAGAUUCCAGAUUGUGGGCGAGCAUGUUCCGUACGAAGUUGCACAGCAGCCUGUCUCUGCAGUUCGGAUUUCUGGGGAGACUCUGAAUCCUCUCGCCGAGGAGCUGAAGGUGGUUUGUUCGAAGACAGGCAAGGAGCUGCGCAGCCAUCUUACGCCUACUGGACUGCUUUUCUCCACAAUUUCAGACGACGCUCCCAGCUUCCAUGAGUUCUUCCCGGAACUGGAGGAGUUACUCGGUAAAGUUGACUUUGCCAAGCUUCCUUAUCGUCGCAGCAUCAGCUAUGAGGGUCGGUUCAAUUGGAAGACUAUGGUCGAUGGGUACCAAGAGUGUCUGCAUUGCCAGUACACCCACCCGUCGUUCUCAAUCUACUACCCGCCCACCUUCUACACAGUGCGCAACAAGCACAAUUUCUCACAGCACAUCGCCGAUCCGAACAAGCCAGACGACGGUCUAUUUUUGUAUUUCUUCCCUAAUUGCACGCUGAACGUGUAUGGUGGGGGCAUGUCCAUGUUCAGAGUGUGUCCGACAGCAGACCCACAGGUCACCCGCAUGGAAUUCGACUAUUACCAUCUUGAAGUCGGAGAGAAAUUUGAGGAAUACUUCAAGUUUGUGCGCCAGGUUGCUAUGGAGGACUUCGAGCUCUGUGAGAAGGCUCAGGACAAUCUGGCCAAAGGUGUCUACCGUGAGGGGAUUCUCAACCCGGAGAAGGAGAAUGGAGUUUCAUACUACCAGAGACGCGUGUUUGAUAUGGUUUGUGAGCAGCAUGAGCGCGAUAGGGUAGCCAAGGUUGCCAAAGAGACCGGAAAGGAGGAACAGGUUGCGUCAUCCAUGGUGCAGAUGGAAGCGUAG